Messenger RNA from Oikopleura dioica, 3294 nucleotides. Lineage: Eukaryota; Metazoa; Chordata; Appendicularia; Copelata; Oikopleuridae. The record is from the annotation of a GenBank genome assembly.
AUGAAAAUAGCAAAGUCGAUCAUUUUCGGCUCUGUAGCGGCUGAAAUUUUGAACAGCAGAAAAUUGACUUGCAACAAAGGUCAUUUCAAAGAACUUUUUGUCGAGAGCCAGAAUGACUUUUUUCUUCAAAACUUGCUUGAAAUGGGGAUUGACAAGGAUGAGCUCAGCUCUGUUGUCAUCGGGCGAGCGAAUGCUAAGAAAGAGUCCAGAAUGAGCAAGAAGGAUUUCGAGUUUAAAAUCGUCGGCGGCUGGCCCGUGGAAACGAUUGACAACUGGCCUUUUAUCGGGCACUCGGAUGGCUGUGGCGGGCUCUAUCUUGGUGGAAAAGCCGCGUUGACUGCAGCUCAUUGUUGCGUAAAUUACGGAAAGCCAAACAAUCCUUGGGAAAACUUUUUCUUCGGCCAUUUGCGAUAUGGAAAAGGAUUGAAGGUCCCUGUCGAUAAAUAUGUCAUUCAUCCGGAUUACGACACGACUCGUGGAUUGAAAAACGACCUCUGCGUGGUCAAACUUUCAGAAGAUCUCGAUUCGAAGUGCAGUGAACUGGGAAUCAAAGCAAUUGAGCUUCUUGAUUCACCCCUCAUUCCUGGAGAAAAUCUUCACAUCGCCGGUUGGGGAACAAAAGAUGUUGAGUCUGGAAUGCUCUCUCCUGAUUUGCUCGAAACAAAAGUCAAGGUUCUGACUGAAGAAGAAUGCAAGAAUCGAUUUCACUUGGCGCAAGCUGACAUAACCGAGCCAGACUCGCCGGACUACGACCCUGAUUAUGUUCCCCUGACUGUUUCUGAUGAUCAGUUUUGCGCGAGCCACGCUGAGCUGGGAAUUGACAGCUGCCAAGGAGAUUCCGGAGGACCAGCUGUAGUCUUGCGACAAGGAGUUCCCAAACUUGCUGGAAUCGUGUCUUGGGGAGUCGGAUGCGGCGAGUACUUUCCCGGGACGAGCAUAAUUUCGCCAGGAGUUUAUGCUGAAGUCGCAAGUGAGAAGGCGAGAAAGUGGAUAACGGAUACUUUGGUUUCAAUCGGCGCUGGAUCAACAGCAAGAGAUAUCACUCGCGAGUAUGGAUCCUUUGGGGUUGAAACCGUCUGUGCUGUGGCUCAGAAAUUGAGUUCGAGGUAUCCAUUCGAAUAUUUGGAGCUUUUGAAAAAGACGGCUUUGGUGGAAAGUAAUUUUGGCAAUCUCGGUUGCGCGAAGAACAUCUUCGGGGGAAACUCUCAUUCGCCUCUUGAAAGAGCUCAAGAAUUAAUCGAGCUGUACGAUGACGAAGAAAUUAAUGAUUUCAUUAAUUCAAUCGGCGGACAAGAAAACUGCAGGAAGAAAAUUUGGAGAACGAAGAAUGCAACAGAAAUCAUCAGCAAAAGCCCCUUACCGAUUUGCCCAUUUGAACAAGAAACGCCUCAAAUUUGCUUGAUUUCAAUAAUUGAUGGAUCGGAGUCUAUUUCCGUCCUCGAAUUCGAGCAACAAAAGCAGUCGGCAUUCGCCGUCGCUGAAAUUGCGCUGAACCUCGGAGUACUGGACCAGAAAGUUUUUCAGUUCGCCGAUGUGCCGAUUUUGAUUUCUGAAGUCAACGAGGACUCGCCGAUUCACCAAUUUAGAAAGUUCGAGGACGAUUUUCUCGGACAAAAUCAAAUCGGCGGAGGAUCAGUUAUAAAAGAAAAUAUUGAUGUUAUUUCUGCAGAAUACUUUCCCGGGUGCGAGAAACAAUACCUCAUUUUGGCUUCCGAUGGCUUCGAAAAAAACUACACCAUCUCGAAUUUCACCUCAAUCAGCAGUGAAUCAGGAAUUGAAAUUCUCCCAAUCAUCCCGUCAAUCGAACAAAGGCCGAUCCCAGAGAGUAUUUCUGAGUUUUCACUAAAAUUUCAUUUCGUCACGAAAAGUCAUCAACAACGAAAGUUUUUCUCUGGCUUAUCUUGUCACUAUUUUUUCAUUCUUGAAGAGGAAGAGGUCGUAAUAACAGUUAGCGACUUUCAAGACUUGCGAUUCUGGUACUCUGAAACGGUUCUUUUUCCUUCAGAAAAUCUUCACGACGAACUUGUUUAUUCCAAAAAUGGAAACGAAGAAGUGCAAAUGAAAAUUUUCUCAACAACUGGAUUGAUGAGUUUAGCAAUCUGCAACGCGAACAAGAAUUCUAACGAAGAAACAUCUUACCUAAUCGAAUUUCUGAUUGGCGAGGAAACCGUGCAAUUCUCUCAUGGACUCGAAAACUUUACGAAGAAGAAAAAAGGUGUUCUCAAAUUUUGGCUCCCUCUUUUUAUUCUUAUCUUAAUUUUGAUACUUAUCAUUAUCAUCUUGGUUCUUCGAAAAAGAAAACGCGCCAUCUCACCAGCUUCUUCAAAAACAACAACGAUUCAAGACAUCGACGAUGAUGAAAUUUACGAUGUCGAAAGUGUCCCUGUCGAAAAUGACUUCGAAGCUUGCAGCAUGAAAACAUACGAUGCGGACAUCAACGAGAAACUCCAUCAACUGGAGAACUUGGCCAAAGUAGUCUUCGAGAAAGGAACUGAAGCUGAAGUCAGGGAGGUGAUUAAAGAGCUGCAAUAUUACGUCGGCAACGAGGUGGCUACUUCGGAGAUCAGAAAUCUCUCCGACGCUGGAAUGCGAGUUCUUCAACUAAUCGACCUUCAGAAAGGAAUAAACGGAGAAAUUGAUGCUGAAAAUUAUCAAAGACUUAAACGAAUAGCCCACUACGCCGAAUUCUUCGUUAAACCUGAAGAAACUGAGUUCAGAGGAGAGCAGAGUCAACAAGUUCUUUUAAAGGCAAAUGCCGUUUUGGAAGCUGAAGCUGCCCUUAUUCGAAAUAUUGGCGAUUCUUCGUCUUAUCAAAAACUAUCCCAAGCCGUUCUUAAUCUUCAUUCAAAAUGCAUUGAAAAUCCGGCGGUUUCUCAUCAUCCGAAAUGGAAAGAAAGCCUCGAAAAAGCAGAAGAAAGACUAGAAGACUACAGAAGGCUAUCAAACAUCGUUGUUGACUUGAAACUGACUCCUGUUACCACGAAAAGGCUGUACAAAAGUCAGAAUGCCGUUGAAAAGCUGAAGAAUAACCCGGACUUGAGAAGUCUUGCGUCUUCAGAACAGAAGAAUAUCAUCGAAAAAGCCGAGGCAGUGACCAAGAUUUGGCAAAUGGUUCAAGAGUAUCAAGAAAUUUUCGAUUCGAGACGAUCUCCAGAUGAGAAAGAACAGAAACUGAUCGAAUCAAGAAUCGAAGCAAAGCUUGAAAACAUUAACAAUCCUGAUAUCAUUUCUUAUAUUCUAACGGCGAUCGAACGAACUCGAUCGCAAUUUUCUCCGCUCUCAUCUCCUCGUUGA